Molecule: messenger RNA, 384 nt
Organism: Arabis nemorensis
Lineage: Eukaryota; Viridiplantae; Streptophyta; Magnoliopsida; Brassicales; Brassicaceae
Source: the annotation of a GenBank genome assembly
AUGGUGGAAGUGUGGUGGUCACUGUUAGGAGCAGCAGUACCUGCACUAAUCGCAGGUCAAGCAUUGAGAAUAAAGAAGAGACGUGGUGAAGAAGAGAGGAUCAAGAGUGCUCGAGGAAGAGAGAAAAGCUCUGAUGAAAUCUUUGUCUGUGAAAGAGUUUGCACUUCUAAAAGAAUGUUGAAAAAAGUUGGAGCUUUCUCUAAAGAUCCGAUUCCCGACACUUGUGUUACCGUCUGCGGCGUAUCUGAGCUCGAUGCUUGCUCUGAUGCUUGUGCUCGAACCGUCUGUGUUAACCAGCAUCAAGUUGCUAAUUGGAAUGACAUUUGUCUUAGGAGAUGUCAGAGUGAGUGUCUUAAGCUCUCUUCUUCUUCGCGCUCUUCUUGA